CGUCCAUUACUUCCUCCCAUCGCACCACAGCAUGCGGGGCGCAAAUGUUUGGUGCUUGACUUGGACGAAACUCUUGUGCAUAGUAGUUUCAAGUCGCUUCAAAACGCUGAUUACGUGGUGCCUGUUGAGAUCGAGUAUCACUGGCAUAACGUUUACGUUAUCAAGCGUCCGGGAGUUGAUAACUUCUUGAAGAAAAUGGGUGAAAUCUACGAAGUCGUCGUAUUCACUGCCAGUCUGAGCAAGUAUGCAGACCCAGUUUUGGACAAGCUCGACAUCCAUCAUGUUGUAACCCACCGGUUAUUCAGAGAGAGCUGCUACAACCAUAAGGGUAACUACGUUAAGGACCUAUCGCAACUUGGGCGGCCGAUAGCGGACACUAUCAUCCUGGAUAAUUCACCCGCUUCAUACAUCUUCCACCCCAACAACGCCGUGCCCGUGUCGUCAUGGUUCAACGACCCACAUGACACAGAGCUUACGGACCUUUGUCCUUUCCUCGCCGACCUUGGCGAGGUACCGGACGUGCGGGGCGUCCUCGACGGCGGGCUCUAA
Messenger RNA from Coniophora puteana RWD-64-598 SS2, 549 nucleotides. RefSeq names its product NLI interacting factor. Lineage: Eukaryota; Fungi; Basidiomycota; Agaricomycetes; Boletales; Coniophoraceae. The transcript has 4 exons. The record is from RefSeq and is a predicted model, not a curated record. The annotation marks the transcript as partial. Gene Ontology annotation, cellular component: plasma membrane. Gene Ontology annotation, molecular function: phosphoprotein phosphatase activity.